Messenger RNA from Cuculus canorus (common cuckoo), 3092 nucleotides. It is a transcript of the gene COG5, whose product is annotated as component of oligomeric golgi complex 5. Gene Ontology annotation, biological process: intra-Golgi vesicle-mediated transport. The record is from RefSeq and is a predicted model, not a curated record. Gene Ontology annotation, cellular component: COG complex. NCBI's taxonomy places the organism in Eukaryota, Metazoa, Chordata, Aves, Cuculiformes, Cuculidae.
CCCCGUCCCGUCGCGCGCCUUCGGCAUCAUCGCGGCGCGCCGCUGCCCCUGCCAGCAUGGAGCGGGAGGAGGAGGCGGCGGGGGCGGGCGGAGCGGCCCCGGCCCUCGCCGAGCUGCUCGCUGACGAGUGUUAUGCUGACUUCUUCAAAGAAGACUUUGAUGUGAAAGCUUACACUUCCCAGUCUAUCCAUCAGGCUGUGAUAGCUGAGCAACUAGCGAAACUUGCCCAAGGUAUUAGUCAGUUGGAUAAAGAGCUUCAUUUACAAGUUGUUGCUAGACAUGAAGACCUGCUGGCCCAAGCAACUGGAAUUGAAUCCCUGGAAGGUGUCCUCCAGAUGAUGCAAACUAGGAUAGGAGCUCUACAAAGUACUGUUGAUAGAAUUAAAGUAAAAAUUGUUGACCCCUACAACAAAAUAGUGUCUCGCACAGCGCAGCUAGCAAAACUUCAAGCAGCUUGUGACUUGCUGCGGAGGAUAAUACGCAUCUUGUAUCUCAGUAAGAGACUUCAAGGACAACUGCAGGGAGGAAGCAGAGAGAUAACAAAAGCUGCCCAGAGUCUCAAUGAACUUGAUUACCUUUCUCAAGGGGUAGAUCUCUCUGGAAUAGAAGUAAUUGAAAACGAUCUGACUUUUUAUUGCAAGAGCUCGCUUGAGGUGGAAAAUCAGGCUAAAAGGUUGCUUGAGCAAGGUGUGGAGACUCAGAAUCCAACUCAAGUGGGAACUGCUCUUCAGGUUUUCUAUAAUCUUGGGACUUUGAAGGAUACCAUCGCUAAUGUGGUGGACGGAUACUGCACAGUCCUGGAGGAGAACAUAAAAAAUGCUUUGGAUAUCAAAGUAUUGACCCAACCAUCUCAAACUGUUACAAGAGGAGGUCCUGGUAGAGCUGCUAUGCCAACACCUGGGAACACAGCAGCUUUUCGAGCAGCCCUCUGGACAAACAUGGAGAAACUCAUGGAUCAGAUCUGUGCAGCUUGUGGGCAGGUGCAGCAUUUGCAAAAAGUAUUGACAAAAAAAAGAGAUCCUGUAUCACAUGUCUGCUUCAUAGAGGAGAUACUUAAGGAUGGCCAGUCUGAUAUUCUGUACAAAUUUUGGAUGACAGUAACUGAGACACUUUCGUCUCAGUUUCAGUCAGCAACAGACUCCUCUAUGUUUUUGAAACAAGCUUUUGAAGGAGAAUACCCUAAGUUACUGAGGCUUUAUAAUGACUUGUGGAAGCGCCUGCAACAAUAUAGUCAAAAUAUUCAGAGGAAUUUUAGCACAAGUGGAACUGCUGAUCUCUUUGCUGAACUACCACAAAUGGAAGAAGAUACACAGGACAUAUUCAUGCAAAAAUCCCAAGAUUAUGAUCCAGAAAAGGCCUUGAAAGAUUCACUGCAACAGUAUGAAGCUGCUUAUUUGUCAAAAUCCUUAUCUCGACUCUUUGACCCCAUCAAUCUUGUCUUCCCUCCUGGAGGUCGGAAUCCUCCUUCUUCUGACGAACUUGACAGCAUCAUUAAAACUAUUGCCAGUGAGCUGAAUGUGGCUGCUGUUGAUGCAGACCUGAGUUUAGCUGUGGCAAAGAAUGUGGCAAAGACCGUUCAGCUCUACGGUGUAAAGUCUGAGCAGCUUCUGUCUACUCAAGGAGAUGCCAGCCAGGUGAUUGGACCACUGACAGAGGGACAGAGGAGGAACGUGGCUGUAGUUAAUUCACUGUACAAACUGCAUCAGUCAGUUCUGAAGGUCAUUACCAAUCAGAGCUCAUUUCCAGCAGCUGCUGAGCAAACAGUCACAACUGCCUUAAAGGCAGUCCAUGAUCUGAUGGGUAGUGCUGUUCAACCAUUGCUAAACUCUGUAGGAGAUUCAGUAGAAGCUAUUAUCAUCACUAUGCACCAGGAAGAUUUUUCUGGAUCAUUAUCCAGCUCAGGAAAACCAGAUGUCCCUUGUUCUCUGUACAUGAAAGAACUGCAGGGUUUUAUAGCAAGAGUCAUGAGUGACUACUUCAGACAUUUUGAAUGUUUUGACUUUGUCUUUGAUAACACUGAAGCCAUGGCUCAAAGAGCAAUUGAACUUUUCAUUCGCAACGCCAGUCUAAUAAGGCCCCUCGGUGAAGGUGGGAAGAUGCGGCUUGCGGCAGAUUUUGCACAGAUGGAGUUGGCGGUAGCGCCACUGUGUCGGCGAGUCUCUGACCUAGGAAAAUCUUACAGACAGCUGAGGUCGUUCAGACCGCUGCUGUUCCAGACCAGUGAGCACAUUGCCAGUAGCCCAGCGCUGGGAGAGGUUAUUCCAUUCAGCAUCAUUCUUCAGUUCUUAUUCGGAAGAGCACCACCAGAGUUAAAAUCGCCCUUCCAGAGGGCUGAGUGGUCCAUUGCCCGCUACUCCCAGUGGCUUGAUGAUCAUCCUUCUGAAAAAGACAGGCUUGCUCUCAUACGUGGUGCGCUGGAAGCUUAUGUUCAGUCAGUACGAACAAGAGAGGGGAAAGAGUUCGCACCAGUCUAUCCCAUAAUGGUUCAGCUGCUGCAGAAAGCGAUGUCAACCCUUCAGUGAAUGUAUCUGGACAACUCUCCCAGAACACGGGGAGCCACAGAUACUUACAGUUCAUGUGACCUAUUCUUCAAUGUGUAAGCUUCACAAUGAAAUGUUUACCUGCUUCAUCUGUCACUUCUAUCCUCUUGCUUUACAUUCAUAGUCUAGAGCUUAUUUAUAAACAAAUAUUAUAAGGAAAUUGUUUGAUUUCUAUGUGCUGUAUGUCUACAUCUAAUAGAAAUGAAUCAUUCUUUAGCAUUCCUCUUGAAUUUAGAAAGGCAUAAAAUUAGAACGUACUCCAAUAUUAGAGUAAUUGUCAAAUAUCUCAAAUAAGGAAACGGCUCUUAUCCAUACAAGCAUAGUUUUAAACAGCUGGAUAGAUUUUAGCCUUAUUCAGAAAAUUAUACUUUUGUAACUCAAGAAUUGUCAGUUUCCACCUAAAAUUCACUACCUUUAGGACAAGGAAAAUGUAUUUAUAAGUAACUUAAAUAAUUCUCUAUUACACUGCUGUUCGCUUUGAAGUAUUUCAGCUUUCUUUUUGUUAAAAUUGUAAUAAAGAACACUGACUUGAUCGUUCCUGAAUUCGGUGUU